This is a messenger RNA of Plectropomus leopardus (leopard coralgrouper), 4610 nucleotides long. The record is from RefSeq and is a predicted model, not a curated record. Lineage: Eukaryota; Metazoa; Chordata; Actinopteri; Perciformes; Serranidae.
UGUUGCUCGUUGAUUUCUUCACUUUUUUUUUAGAAAGAAAUCCAGCCAGUUUGGGUUAAAAUGAUCACUCAUCAUCUGUCCAACUGUCAGUCGUUUCAGUUGAGAAAAGUUAUCAAAGAAUAUUUUGAGUCUCUUUGUAGAAUAAACUCACACUGCUCUGACCCCGCCCCUCAUGUUUCUAACCCCGCCCCGCCCCUCUGGCCCCGCCCCCUGUGUGUCCGCAGUAUUCUGAAGGAUUUUAACGCCUGUCAGGUUCAGGGCUGCCGCUGCCGUCAGGAGCCGCGCUCCUCGCAGUUCAGCGAAGUUCUUCACGUUCACAACUGGAGUGUUUCGUACGCGCCCGACCCGCAGAACGUCCGCUGGGAGCACCUGUCGCUGGGCGGGAUCUCCUGGUGGAUCCGCUGCUUCAUCAUCAACUGCAUCCUCUUCCUCCUGCUCUUCUUCCUCACCACGCCCGCCAUCAUCAUCUCCACCAUGGACAAGUUCAACGUCACCAAGCCCGUCGAGUAUCUCAACAAUCCCAUCGUCACGCAGUUCUUCCCCACUCUGCUGCUGUGGGCGUUCUCCGCUCUGCUCCCCACCAUCGUCUACUACUCCGCCUUCUUCGAGGCUCACUGGACCAGGUCUGGGGAGAACAGGACGACGAUGCACAAGUGUUACACCUUCCUGAUCUUCAUGGUCCUGCUGCUGCCGUCUCUCGGACUCAGCAGUCUGGAUGUCUUCUUCCGCUGGCUGUUUGAUAAGAAGUUUCUGGCUGACGCCAAAGUCAGAUUUGAGUGUGUCUUCCUGCCGGAUAAUGGAGCGUUCUUCGUCAACUACGUCAUCGCCUCGGCGUUCAUCGGGAACGCCAUGGACCUGCUGAGGAUCCCUGGACUGCUCAUGUACAUGAUCCGGCUGUGCCUCGCCCGCUCCGCCGCCGACCGCCGCAACGUCAAGAGGCACCAGGCCUAUGAGUUCCAGUUCGGGGCGGCGUACGCGUGGAUGAUGAACGUCUUCACGGUGGUGAUGGCCUACAGCAUCACGUGUCCCAUCAUCGUCCCCUUCGGUCUCAUGUACAUGCUGCUGAAACACCUGGUGGACCGCUACAACAUGUACUACGCCUACCUGCCCUCCAAAUUGGACAAGAAGAUCCACUCGGGCGCCGUCACCCAGGUGGUGGCGGCGCCGAUCCUCUGCCUCUUCUGGCUGCUCUUCUUCUCCACCGUACGCACAGGUUUCGAGACGCCGACCUCCAUGUUCACGCUGGUGGUGCUGAUCGUCACCAUCGUGGUCUGUCUGUCUCACGUCUGCUUCGGACACUUCAAGUACCUCAGCGCUCACAACUACAAGAUUGACACCAAGGAGACCGACGUGGACGCUGUUGAGAACGGACGUCCAGCUCGUCCCUCGUCCUCCCCCACCACCAAGUCUCAGCAGCAGCAGCAGCAGCAGCAGCAGCAGCAGCAGAUGUACAUCGCCCAGGUGCUCCAGGACCCAAACUCGGACGAGCCGGGCGGUGGCAGCGGCGAGGAGGACCGAGGGUCGUCCCAGGACGAGGAGAUGCUGAACGGAGGGAACAGCAUCAACGAGGCGGAUUUUCAGUCAGGGGAGGACAGUCUGAUAGCCAACGAGGUCCACCAGUAGCUGGGGGUGGAGCUAGAGGGAGGGGCGGAGCUAGUCGAGGGUCCACACAACAGUUAGAAAUAAAGCUGACUGGAAAAUCACAACACACGCCAUCACACAUACAGAAAGACGGACACGGUUAGCUCCUCCCCCUCCCGGCUCGCAGACUUGACCCUGACCUUUGACGCCGGCGCCGGGUCGCCAACAUCCAGUCCUGCACGUCUGUGGACACCUGACGGACAUCGAACUGUCUCCACAGGAAGUCACUGUACAUAAACCACAAAGCCAAAAGUUUUUGUUUUUUUUCUCGGGGUUGGGGGCGGGGUUUAACAAUUCGUGCCUGGGCUGGAUUUAGUUUGUUCGCACUUGUGUCUUGAUCCUACCGCGGGUCGCCGGGACUCGACCCGUCGAGGGGUCAAAGCUGACGCUGUUUUUCUCUGCGGCCUGGUGGAUGCCUCCAAAUGAACCCCCCGCCGUCACCGCCGUCCUCUGACAUCCGAGUGCUCUAUAAUUCGCCAACCGCCAGCUCUCGUAGUGAUAGACGCCUCGCUUACGCAGACGCAUCGCAGUCUCCUUCCUGUUCGCUGUUUUUCUUUCUGUUCGUGGAAGCUGUGCGUCUGAAUCACCUGAAGUUUGUGGGUUUUCUGACCUGCCGAGAUUUCGCUGCAUGUCGUUUAAAGUCUGGAUUAACGAUGUCGCCAACUGCAGACGAUGUCAUCCAUCGCCAGAUUGUGGCGGCCAAUGAACUCGCCAGAUUUCCACCCCGAUCUCAGCAGCCUGAAGCGGCAGACUCGACACGGGAAUCACUUUUUUUUCUGGUUCUGAUUUCACCCGGACGACCUUAAAUCAGCUGACGGAGGGAGCGGGGAGGUUUGUGUCCGUGUGGCUUCAACAGUCGGAUUCUUUUCUCUCGUCGGCGGACAACUUUGUGACGGCAGCCGCAGUUUGAGCUUCGGGAGACGCAGAAGAGCAGCGCUUUUCAGACGUCUACCUGCCGCAACCGAAGCUGUCGGGACUCUCAAGGGAAAAUGUUCUCUGUUUGUGUGUGUGUUUGUGUGUGUGUGUGUGUGUGUGUGUGUGUGUGUGUCCAGUAGCUUAUUGUACGCCAACCUGCACCACGAAGGGUUCAAUGUCAUCACCAGGUCACCACGACGACGAUCAGUCUUCAGUUUGUUUUCCUGCUGCAGCUGAAGCUCAAACAUUUGAAACGAUGAAUCUGAUGUUUAGGAAUCCGUGUGAACGUCUGAACACGAACGCCGAAGGAACUGAGCGAAAACGCUCGGCGAGCUCCCGCACAACAGAGAAAAAACGACACCUUUAUUUGUCUGAUUUCAACGCUGUCAGUAAAGUUUUCAGAUUACAGAGUUUCCACUGAUCCUUAAAAAAGUCUAAAAAUGCAUAAAGUCAUUCAUCUAAAAAUAAUAGAGUUUUAUUUUAUUGGUAUUAAAAUUAUUCUUUCAAAAGUCGUAAAGAUGCUCAGAGCUGCACAAAGUUUUUCAAACUCAACACGAUAAGAUUAAAAGCAGUGAAACUCAUCAUGCAGAGAAACAAAGAAAAAACACUUUCUGCUUGGACGGGUCUUCAGACGACACCGUGUGAACUUCCUGCUUCCUGUCUGUGUGCUAAGCUAACCGAAGCUAACGUCCGUUUUCACAUCGACAUUUUUAUUAGAAUUUGAAAAGUUUCAGCUUCUUAAGAUUUCACUGAAAAGUGAAAACGAGCUUCAGCUUCAGUGCAGACGAUGAAGUUCAGUCAUCUCUUUCCCAUGAUCCUCCUGGUGUCUGAUGAUGCGUGCCAGCGGGGGCGGGGCUGAACUCUGAUUGGAGGAAAAACGGCGGCAACUUCCACUUUAUUCUUUUUCAAAUUUAUUCUCUCGAAACUUUAUGUCAAAGACACUAAAUCGCUGGAGCGCUCCUCUGAGACGCUUUAAACCUCCGUGGGUGUUUCCGUGUUUUAAGAUAUUUUGGCGUCACCGGGGGCGACGCGGCUCUGACCCGCCCCCUGCUGGACAAACUCAGUCGUCCUCCGUUUGUCAAAAAGUGAAACUGAAAAGAACAAAAGCGCUCGCGUUGCAGAGAAAAAGCGAGGAGGAUUUUUGGGCUCCAUGGAAGGAAAAGACGUCACUGUCUCACCGCUGUUAUGUGUUUCCAUGGUAACAGGAGCAGGAAGUGAUUCAGAUAAAAAAAGGAUGUUCUGGUGCAGCGACGUGACGAUGACGAAAUAGUCUCAGGUGUUUGUUUUCCUAAAAUAAUGUUUACAUCAGUUUUUGUUGCUCGUUUUGAUUUUUGUCAUGUUGUGCAGAGUGUGUGUGCGUGUGUGUGUGCGUGUGCGUGCUUGCAUGUGUGCGUGCGCGUGUGUGUGGACACAGAGCUGGACUAUGAAAGCUGCAGUCGUUGGGCCGUCAUCGCAGCGAGUCGGCGGCUGUUCGGUCGGCGGCUGCACGCCGGAGAACCUGCAGCGUUUGUGUUCACGUGACGUUUUUUUGAAUUUGACCUCCAGCAGGGCGUCUGCUGUCCGCCGCUCCGGCCGUGAUUGUACGCACAUGAAACUGAACGAGGUCGCAGGUUCAGCUCAGCCGCUCUCGACCCGACAAAGAAAACGAAGCUCGUUUUUAGUUUCCAGAAAAGCAAGUUCACGGUGGAGUCUGGUCUCCAGACGCAGAGACGUCCUGACAGGAAGCGGAGAACUUGUUUUCUGAUGUGUUUGAAACUGAGUUUUCAGUCGCUCGACGGCUGAACCUGAAGGAGAGCGAGGAGAUAAAUAUGAGCCACGUUUGUCGUCAGCAGGAAGCACGGCGACUUUAAAUCUGAGUUUUGUCUCUCAGCGGUUUCACGUCACAAACAACUAAAACGACAGCAGGCGAGUUUCCAUCACAGAGAUUUAGUAAAUGUGCUAAAACUUAACGUAGAGCUGACUGUGUUUUCGCUGAGCGAUGUCAUGUGACUUCUCCUGUGGUGAUAACGUCCCAGUAACCAUGGCAACGGAUGUUCAAAACAUUAGCAGCUUUA